AGUGCGCCGGCGAGUAUCUUUGUCGUGGGUUUCGUCGGUGCGUCCCCGCGGCUCGUUUCGCAGCGAAAUUCGUCAGUCGAUUUACGUUUCCGCGAUACAUUCUCUGCUCGCGGGGACAACGGAGCCCCUGGUGCCGGAGAGCCUCUGUCGGAAGAGGAUGCUGCGGAGGAGUUUGGCCAGGUAGCUGGGAGAGGCGUGGGCAGGUGAAGCGGAGGCGGCCGAUCGUCGCGAAACUAGAACCGUGGCGAAACAGAUGGAUGGAGCGAGACGGAGCGAGACAGCAAGAUUCGAACAGAGACGGCAGCAGAAUCAGAAGCGAGAGAGCAAAAUUUGAAGAGAGAGACGGCGACAAGAUCAGAAGCGAGACGGCAAGGUUGUUCGAAGAGAGACGGUAGCAAGAUAGGAGAGGAGACAGCAGCAAUCAUAGAGGGUGUCCCCGAAGAAGCCGAGUGAACCUAGGUGCGAGCGAUCCGGAUGCCGGGCGCGUGAACACGGCGGUUCCACGAAGGUUCCACGAGAUCUUGUUCACCUACAGAGGCGAGUAGCUGGAAGGAAGUUAAAAGCCACGUUCGACCGAAUCUAAAUAAAGAACUAUGCAGAGCCGCGGAUGAGAGGUGGGGCGGAGCCGCGAGAGGGAUAUGCGGUGAGUAAGAAUGGUACAGCGAGCCGCAUGCAGCAUCGAGGCGAACACAUUCCCCAAUGGCGUACGGAUCAGCGACCGGGACGGAAUAUCCGCGGACGUCGUCGCGCCGGAAGCGACCGUAGUCGAGCAGGGAUUGCGGCCGGUUCACGAGGAACGCGGUGCCGCGAGGUUCUCCUUGUUCAAGUGGUUCAAGCGGACCGGAAACCGGGAGGGUACCGUGGAGAAGCGGCGGAAGACGAUCGACAAGUGCCGAGACAAUGACAAUGGCGGGCAACGGCGGAGCGCCUCGUCCAGCGCGGAGAGCGUAGACACGUUCUACAGCACCACCACCGUGCGCAGCUUCGCCUUCCACACGGGGACCUUGGGCAGGUGCAAUGGCCUGUCGCUAGACAUCCUGGGCCAGGCUGCGGAAGUCGGACCGUUUGCAGCAGGAGCAUCGAAGGUCAUCGUCGGCAACAAAGAGAACGACGCGGCGGACGUCGCCUGCACCCUGCCGACCAGCGCGCAUUCCCACAGAAGAGACAUCACUACCAGGUACUCUUUGCAGCCUUCCGCGACGUUCACUUCCUGCGGAAACUUGCCGUUCCCUGAGAAGAAGUUGCUGGGGUCGUUGAGGAGGCUAGACGACAGGAGAAGCAGCUCCAGCGCUAGCUCCACGCGCAGGAGGGUGCACGUGAAGGGCAAGAGACGGGCGCCGAACCCUCCAGCGGCGAAGGCAGAGGCGGAUGCUAGGGAGACGCCUAAGAACAGCAACAGGAGAAAGAGGCGAGCCCCGAAACCGCCGGAGAGGACCUUGGACUGCGAUUCGGUCGGUGGGAAGAGGGAGUCCCAGAUCACCGAUGGCGGCAUGGACGUAGAGGCGAGAGGGGACGCCGGGGACGGACAAGCCAUCAGUAACGACACGCUGGUCCUCCAGGGAGGCGUGCUAUUGUCGAAGAAAGACGUCGGCCACAGCCCGAAAGAGAAGAAAGACGCAGCCACGCAAGACACGGCUAUUCCUCAAGACGCUCCGCUCGUCGUCCCUGCCUUCGGCACUCUGAGCGCAGCCAUGCCGCGACCUUGGUACAAACGGAGCGUGUUCGAGCAUUCCCGGGAUUCCGGGCCGUCCCGCAGAGGCGACGUUCUCCGGGGGCCAGCAGCCUCUACGAUCGAAAUAAAAGAGGACUCCGCCGCGUCGAGCAUGGGAUCCUCGGCGAGCUACUCCGUGGAUGCUUCUUUGUCCAGACUGAGCUUUUUCCAUCGGGGACAGUCGGACGAUCGGAAGCGAGACGCCAAACGAAAGUCGGGGCUGUCGAUCCUGACGAACAUCAGCGAGCUGGACAAAGAAGCCGCGGCGAUCGUGCAAGAGGAACAAGCCAGAGCUAGAGCCUCGAUGUUGUUGAAGUCCUCCAGGAUCGCGGACGCGUUCGAGAAGAGGGACGUCAACGAGGAGAUCGUGCAGGACAUCGUCACCUCCGCCAUGGAGAACUCGUCGCCCAGGCGCGGCACCAGGGCGCUGAUCUCGAAGUUCAACGCAAUCAGCAACAUCACCAAGGUGACUGUGAACGCGAACUUCUUCGCCAAGGGCGGCAGGGACCAGGGAGCAAGGGAGAGAGAGGUGGUGAGGAACGUGAAACGCGCCGACGAGACAAUCGCCGACUGGAAGGAGCAUCCCAGGUUUUCGGCCAAUCCUGUUCUAGGCCAAGGUGGCCAGUUCGACAAGGACAUCUCCAGGUAUUUCCCGCAGCAGCCGAAGACCGGGAAAAGCAAGCACGAGGACGCGAAGCAAGCGAACAAGUCUGCUAAGGAACAGAACGAUCGGCUGGCCACGGAGACCUCCAGCAGAAUAUCGUUCCUCCAAAGCCAACUCGCCGCAAAUCGAAUGAACGAGUCGGCGAUUCCUCAGAAGGACGGCACAGCGGCUGUAAUGGAGGGAAAAAUUCGAUCAAGGCAGGAAGUCGCCGGCGAAACAAGGGAGACAAAGCCCGCCGAGGAAAGCGGGGCCGGAGGGAUGUUUUCUCGCGACCGGGCAAAGGUGAACGCGACCGGCAUCUUCGAGGAGCCGAGGAGAAUGGAGAAGCGUCAGUUCGACGGCGUGCAGAAGGAGUUCUCGGACAUCUUCGACGAGAUCGAUAAGCAGCUGCGUAUGAAGGAACUGAAGUACAUGGAUCGCCGAUCGGUGGAUAAUCAGAGGAGCCGAGAUCGCGUGGAAGAGGCUGGGAUAUCCAGCAAGGUGAGCAAGGUGCUUGACAUCCUGGUCGAAGCAGAGAAGGAUGCGAAGACGAAGUCGGCGGUGCAGUUGGAGAAAGAGAAAUCGUUCGAGAUCGAGCCGAAGGGAAAAGCGGAGAAGUCUCCGAUACUGAACACCGUGGAGGAUCCAAUUACGACGGACCUGAAGGAGAUGCUGAAGGAAAUGAAACACUCGUUACCGAAGCGACCGAAGCCGGCGAGAACCGCGAGAAACGGCGAAGAGAGAGUGGCUAGAGAAAGAGAAACGGCGGACAAGACCACCUAUUUCGUAUCAGCGGUGACGAAGGUCGAGAACAUCGCGGUGCAGAACGACUACGAUAUGGAGAAGCAAAAGGUCUCGUGCUCGGUGCAAACCAGCGGCAACGUGCGCCGGCUUAGCCAGCCGUCUACGUCCGCGGAUCAGCCGUCUACUUCCGGUUGGAAGCAGGAGAACGUCGUUUAUAAAACGUCUGGCAGGAACCUGGGCGGCUCCGGGCUGACGAAGAACACCUUCCAGCUGAUACGGCCCCGUGAUUUCGCUGAGAUCGAGGCCACCAAGACGACCAGGACCGCGAGCAACGAGAACACUUACGCGAACGUGAUCGAGCAGUCGAUUUACGCGAAUGCUCACGUCCCGGCGUCCCCGAGGCAGCGCACCGGCUCCCCGAGGAUCAAUGAAGUGAGAAAGGCCGAUAAUGUCGGCGGAACGCCAAUCGCGUCUCCGCUGGCUGGAAGAAAAUUAACCGCGAACGAGGACAAACCCGCGGUUAGCGAAGAAGAGGACAAUUCAGCGGAGAAAAACAUGAACACGGUCGCCAUCAACCGACUGCUCAAGAAGCUGACGGCGGCGAUCGCGUCCGGACACCUUCAGCGAGCGGCCCGUCUGGCAGAGGAGCUGGCCAGACUGAGGAUCCACUGUUCCGUGAUCCGGCAACGAUCGACCCCUCUCGAAGAUCAGUUGAUUAAAGUCAAUAUGUACAUCGAGGACAAGCUCGCUCACCAGGGGCCCAUACCCCUUCAGCUACCCAGUCGGAUGACGGUUGCCGAGCUCAAGGAGAAGGUGCACACAGAAUUCGAGAUUCCCACGAAUGUGCAGCGAUGGAUCAUCGGCAAGAACCUGGCCGACCGUGACGCCGCCACGCUUAAUGAGCUGCAGGCAGUUGAUGGGUCACCUGUCUUCUUGUAUCUCGUGGCGCCAGAGUUGAAACCCGAGAACGUGACGCCUGUAGGCAAACCCGAAGACGCGGAGAGGGUGGAAAGUGCGAGAAACGCUGAAGAAACUGUAUCUACAAAAGUGCUAGAGCCUGUGAAGGAAGAUCACGAAGUAGUCGAGGAACCUCAGGAGACAGCGGAAGAGACUACGCCAGAAGAAGUGAAGAUGGACAGAUACGAAGAACUGAUCUCGUUAGAGAACUGCGACAUUAUACCGAAUUCCGAGCCAAUCGAAUGUCCCGUAUGCUUCGUUACAUACGGUCCACGCGAAGGCGUGAUAUUAAGAGAUUGCUUACACAUGUUUUGCAGGUCUUGUAUUAUCAAUACAAUUAGAUACUGCGAAGAAGCAGAGGUGAAAUGUCCUUACAGAGAUUCGGAGUAUACUUGCGAGUCGACUCUUCAGGAACGUGAAAUCAAAGCUCUUGUUGAACAAGAGGUUUACCAACAGCAUCUGGCGAAGUCGAUUGCCCAAGCAGAGAACAAUGCUGGGAACAACGCGUUCCACUGUAAAACACCGGAUUGUCCCGGUUGGUGCAUCUACGACGACGACGUGAAUAACUUCCUUUGUCCCGUAUGUGGCGCAAACAAUUGUCUCACCUGUCAGGUAAUACACGCUGGCAAAAAUUGCAAGCAGUACCAGCUGCAACUAAGACUGUCCAAAGAAACCGAUCAAGAGUCAAGGAGGACCGCUGCUAUGCUCGAGGAAAUGGUGGACAGAGGAGAAGCACUUGCUUGCCCAACGUGCGCGGUUGUGCUGAUGAAGAAAUGGGGAUGCGACUGGUUACGAUGCUCAAUGUGCAAAACCGAGAUAUGUUGGGUCACGAGGGGGCCUCGUUGGGGACCAGGAGGAAAAGGGGACACAUCCGGAGGCUGUAGAUGCGGGGAAAAUGGAGUCAAGUGUCAUCCUCGUUGCAAUUACUGUCACUGAGGGGAAACCAUCAAAAGAUACAGUUACCGCGGCGACGCACAAUAACAAUGCACGCGAUCGAAGAAACGACUGCCGACGACAACAAAUUUGUUGUACACCUCCCUAACGAAGUGCUCGUGUAUACGAAUGAAAUUGUCGAUCAAAGCGUGGCGAUGCCUUUGACGGCUGUUUAAUGACGGGUUCGAUAACCGAUAAGAAAAAAAUACUGAUACCGAUAAGUUACACGUAUACGUUACACGCCGCUUGCUCAACCUUAUCGCGGAACCGUCCUUUGUGGAAGAAUCUAACGAAAAUGCAACAUUUCGAAAAUUACCGAUGCGGAUACCUCGAUUAAUUCUAACGAAUUCAUUACUCGACCGCGCGUUCUAUCCUAAAGGCUCGGGGGUAAAUGAAUCAUUAUACUUUACUUAAAGCUUCGUGUGAAUGACAAAUGCAUAAUAAAUUAUUGAUACAAAUAAUUCUGCAAUUA
Molecule: messenger RNA, 5460 nt
Organism: Megalopta genalis
Lineage: Eukaryota; Metazoa; Arthropoda; Insecta; Hymenoptera; Halictidae
Biological process (GO): protein linear polyubiquitination; proteasome-mediated ubiquitin-dependent protein catabolic process
Cellular component (GO): LUBAC complex
Molecular function (GO): ubiquitin binding; ubiquitin-protein transferase activity
Source: RefSeq, a predicted model, not a curated record